This is a messenger RNA of Schistosoma turkestanicum, 350 nucleotides long. Lineage: Eukaryota; Metazoa; Platyhelminthes; Trematoda; Strigeidida; Schistosomatidae. The record is from the annotation of a GenBank genome assembly.
GCAAACGUAUAUGUGAAGAAGAGAUUGCGCUUUUUAUUCGUGACAUAAAUCAGCAAGUGAACGAAAUCGCACUGCUUCAACAGAAAUCGGAAUGUCAUUUCACAAUCCGUGUAAAUCCAUUCCUUCAUUCUAUUUGUACUGGUGCAACUUGUGGGAAAACAAAUGAGGUUUUAGUUGGAGAAUUGAAAAAUCCACAUGAACAAUUCAGUGAUGUAGUCGCUGUUGCCGAAUUCAGCAUGAUAGAACAAUGCCUACAAUAUUCACUCCUCCGAUCCUCAUCAAACAGGCAAAAUAAUUUUGCAGUCCUUAUUCUAUUCGAACAUUUGAUUAGCACAAUUUGUAUCACGUGA